GCCUGCAGAGGGGAUCUUUUUGUGGAAUUUACAGACUGUUUCAUGUGUCAAUAUGAGAGGAGCGUAAUUACCAGCUGAGAAACUGCAGGAAAUAAGCCAAGACUGAAUGAGCGAAAUGGAAAAUAAAGAGAAGCGCAGAGGACACACACAUUUUAAAACAAUUACGGAGGUAUGUAUUCACAUGCUUGUGGGAGCCUGGGAAUACAUAAGAGAUCGUGACUGCAAAGGAAUGAAUUCACAGACCAGUCUAUGGGGAGUAUUUUUUCCCUGUGACUUCAAACUUCUCUCGGAGCUCACAGAGUUUUAGUCAGCUGGCAUGCAAUAGAGGUACGACUUCCCUAAGGAAACUCUUCCUCGACUUGCCCUGGAAAAGCUGCUGGGAGAGUCCGUGAGACAGAAGGCUGCAAGCAGAGGUGAAUCCUGCUCCUCCUUCUCCUCCAGCCACAGAGCAGAACCAUGAAACUGAACAUCAUCUUCUUGCUGGCAGUGGUGAACACAGGGACCUCUAACUAUCAUCCCAUAGAGGGGACAUCCUGUGAAAUGGCAAACUCACAGGCAUUUUGCCACAACAAAGACCUCCACCAAAUCCCUCACGAACUCCAUCUGAAUGUAAACAAAAUAGAUCUGUCUGGAAAUCUGAUUCAGAGCGUCCCUGAAACGCCAUUAUCAUUUUACACUUCCCUCCAGUAUCUGGAUUUAAGCUUCAACCAGAUAAGCUCCAUCACGUCUGGAGUGUUUGCACACUUGACGAGUUUGCUGGAAAUAAAUUUAGCCAAUAAUCAUUUACAUGGGCUGGCUCAGAAUGGGACAGAGGGGAUUGGUCUUUUGCCCAAGGUGGAAAUAAUGGACUUAUCCCACAACAAUCUCUACAAUGGGAUGGCUGAGUAUUUCAUUAAUCAAGCUCCAAGACUGCGGUAUCUUUCCUUGGCAGACAACAGUAUUGUAAUGAUAUCACACAAGAUGUUUCAGGGAUGUCCCAGCCUUGUGGAGUUAGAUCUUCAGAGAAAUAUCAUCAUGGAAAUAGAAGAAGGUGCUUUUGAGACUCUAGCAAACCUUUCUAAACUCAAUCUCUCCACAAAUUCAAUUACGUGCAUCUCUGAUUUCAACCUCAGGCAGUUGGAGAUACUUGACCUUAGCAGGAAUAGCAUUGAGACCUUCAGCAUCACAAAGUCAAAUGAUGAAUAUAGCUUAAGAUCUCUGGAUCUUAGUGAAAACAAAUUGCUUCACUUCCCAGUCUUCCCUUGGGUAAAUAAGCUGGUAACUCUGAAUUUAUCAAAUAAUUUAAUCCAGCUCACUGCUGAAUCCCCUUAUAAUAAAAUGGACUACAUGGAUAAUGAAUGGCUAGAUGCUUCUUUUCAUCUUCUUGAUCAGAAGCGAAGUAAAAAUAUGAGCUCUCUUUAUUUAUCCCAGCUUGUAUAUUUAGACUUAAGUUAUAAUGAAAUCAAAUCCAUUCCAGAUGGGUUCUUUGAGGCAAUGUUGUCCCUUCACACCCUUAAUCUCAGCAAAAACUGUCUUCAGGCAUUUGCAGUAAGUUAUGACAGUGCAUUGAUCUCCCUAACUGUGCUUGACUUGAGCUACAAUGCUUUGCAGAACCUUCUCCUCGAUGCUGGUGCUUUGCCAAAUUUGAGGGAGUUUCAUAUUCAAAACAACAACCUACAGACCCUGCAAUUUGACAUCUUUUCCAGUCUUCCUAGCCUCAGAUUUCUUAACCUACAGAGCAAUAAUAUCAGCCUUUGCCACAUGUACUCAGGAUUAGCUAAGCAAAGACUUUCUGGGGAGGAAUGUGGUUGUGUGUCAUUUGUCAAUUCUCCUGCUCUCCAGUACUUGUACCUAGCAGACAACAUGCUGAACGUCCUACCAGCACACACCUUCUACAAGACUCCACUGCUUGUCUUGGACCUCUCCAUGAACCCUGGACUGAAAAUAGAACUUAAAGCACUAGCAGGACUGGAAAAGUCUCUGGAAUACUUGCAUUUACAUGGCAAUAGCCUGAUAGAUUUAAAUAUUGACUUGCCUUGUUUCAGUCACCUUAAACAUUUAAACCUCUCCGAAAAUCAGCUGAACUGGCUGCCUAAGUGGGGUAGUGGCUCUCCACUGGAAGUUCUAGACCUAAGGAACAAUAGGUUCAGUACAUUACAGGACAGCAAUAUUUUAGCAUUAGAAAAUUCACUUAAAAACUUGUAUCUCUCUGGGAACCCACUCAACUGCUGUGGAAACACCUGGCUUUCAUCAAUGAUCCAAAACAAAAAUGUCCAGAUCCCCAACGUGGAGCACUUAACGUGCCAGUACAUUCAGAGCUUCGGGUAUGGGGAAGAAAUGUACAUUGGAAACAUUAGACCAGAAGACUGUGAAAAAGAGGAUCUGAAGAAAAUCAACAUCCUCAUUAUAUUAACAUUUGUACUAGUUUUAUCUGUGAUCAUCAUUGGUGUGGGUUCAUUUUUUUGCUUCCGAAGGAAAAACUUUAGCCAUCAGUUUAAAGCAUAGGAACACAAAAUGCCUUGAAAACUGAAGAAAUCAGAUGCUAUCCUGGCACUGUGUAGAAAUGAAGGAUAAAAUUCUCAUCUUUGAGUUUUAACUGUGGAUUUUAAGAUGGUUUUGAAGUGCCCCUGAACUGUCCCACUAUAGUGGUCUGGGUUGCAGGGACUGGAAAAGGAAGGGGAAUUUGCUCUGUUUUGCACUUGCUUCAUUCACAUGCAGAUCUGCUCAAAAGAUUACACGGUGUUAGAAGGCCACUGUAAAGUUCUGCUGGUUUUUUUUGAGGGAUGUGUAAUUUAAACCAGCUCAAAAGAAAAAGGCCUCUAAGGUCUUGAGACCUGAGACUUUUCAUUAAGCUCAGAUGAUGCCUUCAGCCAAUUAGGAAAUUCUUUCUCAAAGCUAUGUGCCCCCACAAGAUGUUUCGAUUUGGUCUGAGCUUUGCUU
Molecule: messenger RNA, 2919 nt
Organism: Sturnus vulgaris (Common starling)
Lineage: Eukaryota; Metazoa; Chordata; Aves; Passeriformes; Sturnidae
Gene: LRRC32
Product: leucine rich repeat containing 32
Molecular function (GO): protein binding
Source: RefSeq, a predicted model, not a curated record